Molecule: messenger RNA, 990 nt
Organism: Parastagonospora nodorum SN15
Lineage: Eukaryota; Fungi; Ascomycota; Dothideomycetes; Pleosporales; Phaeosphaeriaceae
Exons: 1
Coding region: 1-990 (329 amino acids)
Source: RefSeq, a predicted model, not a curated record
AUGUCAGACUGUACCCUCUCCCCCUCCGCCUCGGCAUUCAGCUCCAUACUUAGCGCCUUCAUCGGGUCCGUCGCGAACGGGCUGUUCUCCGGGUUUUGGAUCGCGUUUUUCACCGGCUGGAUCUCGUGGCUUGCGUUUAUCCGCAUCCUAGCUGCUGGGUUUUACGAGUUAUGGCUCAGUGUGAAAGCCGGCACAAACCCGAACAUCUCAAAAGCUGAUAUUGAAUAUGAGAGCAUUGGUAUGCUUCCGUUGAACCAAGCUGCGAAAAAAGGUCUGAAUACCGUCAACGAAGAUGAUGCAGAAGGACAAUUCGACAACACCAGCACUCCUACUCACCAAUUCAAGCCCUCCAUUAUCAUGCCCAAAACCCCCGAACGCACCGUCCACGCAUUCGGCUGGCUCGGCUGGAUCUGGUCCGCCGUGUACACGCCCAUCUCCCACUCAAUCUGGCUCUCCAUCCACAUCUCCUCUCCCCACGGCCCGAUCCUCCUCGUGCGCGCCCUCGCAAUCGGCGUCUCCGCCCUAUCUCUCACAUUCGACACCAAAGCGCGCUAUGGCGCGAGACUCGGUCGCGGAUCUCUCUACCUCCUCUUCAACCUCUGGAAUUCCUUCGCAUGCAUCCUCCUCGGCGUCGAAGCCACCAUCCUACUUAUCCGCGGCGCGCUGAAUGUCUCGUUCACGCCCAUCCCUCUCCUCGUCGCAUACCCCGUGUUCAGCAUCAUUUGGGCGGUAGUUAGUUGGAAGUUCCUGCCGCCGAUUGAUGCGGCGCGGCCUGGGAUGAAUACAUUUGCGGAUGUGGCGAUGGGAUGCUUCGCGGGGGUGUUUUGCGCGGCGCCGGCGUUUGCGUUGUAUAUGAAAGCGAAUUUUGACAAGGACGUGGCGGAGAUGGGGUUUGAAACGGGUGAGGCGACAGGCGGAGUGGGGUUGGGAGAGUUCUUGAGCUGUGGGGGAGUAUCGGUGCUGCAGAAGUUUGCGGCGAUUAUGCCGUAG